AUGAUCGGUGCGAUGGAAUCCUCCCAAUCAGUGCCACGCUAUCAGAAGCCAUCGCGACCUCACCAUUCCAACAGCGCACCUGUCACUCCACCCAGCGUCCAGCGCAAACCUCACCCUACCCAUGAGACCGGGCGGCAUCCGGUAGCAAAUGCGAAUCACCGUCCACAUCCCUUACAUCCGUCUCCGCCGCCUCAGAAUUACGGUUUUGGACCACCCCCGUUGCAGCCCGCCCGUAAUCGACCUCCGCCGGCAUCACGGCCACCUCAGUCCCCCAAGCCGCCGCCUGUACAAGAUCCCGGUGGUGAUCCGCAGCAACUAUAUCCGUUGUUCUGUGCGGCCAAUGUGUCUAAUACCGGGGCACUGACUGAAAUGGAGCUGGGCUCCGCGCUCGUUAACGGCGACUACACUUCGUUCCACCCGAAGACGGUCAAGAUGAUGAUCCGCAUGUUCGACCGCAAUAGCAGCGGGGCAAUCUCCUUUGACGAAUUCAUGUCGCUAUGGCGCUACCUGGCCGCGUGGAGGGAACUUUUCGACCGGUUCGACGUGGACCGCAGCGGGCGGAUCAGUCUAAAGGAAUUCGAGCGCGCGUUAGUUUCGUUCGGGUACCGUUUGAGCCAGCCUUUUGUCUCCGUCUUAUUUACGACGUUUGAGCGGAAGGGGUGGGAAAUGAACGGACAUGGGCCAGUGAAGCGCGACAUGAGCUUCGAUCUCUUUGUGCAGGCGUGCAUAGCCUUGAGACGCAUGACGGACGUGUUUAAGCGAUAUGACGAUGAUCGCGACGGAUAUAUCACUGUGAGCUUUGAGGAGUUCCUGACCGAAAUCCUUCAGCUGCAGGAUUAG
Molecule: messenger RNA, 840 nt
Organism: Monascus purpureus
Lineage: Eukaryota; Fungi; Ascomycota; Eurotiomycetes; Eurotiales; Aspergillaceae
Source: the annotation of a GenBank genome assembly